Molecule: messenger RNA, 1032 nt
Organism: Vigna angularis (adzuki bean)
Lineage: Eukaryota; Viridiplantae; Streptophyta; Magnoliopsida; Fabales; Fabaceae
Product: senescence-specific cysteine protease SAG39
Exons: 2
Coding region: 1-1032 (343 amino acids)
Cellular component (GO): lysosome
Molecular function (GO): cysteine-type endopeptidase activity
Source: RefSeq, a predicted model, not a curated record
AUGGCUACCAAAACACAAUGUUAUCACAUCUCUUUGACAUUGCUUUUCUGCAUGGCAUUCUGGACUUUUCAAGUCACAUCUCGCACUCUCCAAGAUGUGUCCAUGCAUGAGAGGUAUGAGGAAUGGAUGACUCGUCAUGGCAAAGUGUAUAAGGACCCACAGGAAAAGGAGAAGCGUUCAAAAAUAUUCGAAGAAAAUGUAAACUACAUUGAAGCCUUCAACAAUGCUGGCAAUAAACCUUACAAGCUCGGUGUUAAUCAAUUUGCAGACCUCACCAAUGAGGAGUUCAUAGCAACAAGAAAUAGGUUCAAGGGUCACAUGUGUUCCUCUAUCACAAGGACAACCUCGUUUAAGUACGAAAAUAUGACUGCAGUUCCAUCCUCAGUGGAUUGGAGACAAAAAGGUGCAGUUACACCAGUCAAGGACCAAGGCCAAUGUGGAUGUUGUUGGGCCUUUUCUGCAGUUGCCGCAACUGAAGGAAUUCAUGCACUCACUGCUGGAAAAUUGAUCUCUUUGUCGGAACAAGAACUUGUUGAUUGUGACAUAAAGGGUGUGGACCAGGGUUGUGAAGGUGGCCUUAUGGAUGAUGCUUUCAAAUUCGUCAUCCAAAAUCACGGACUCAACACCGAAGCCAAUUACCCUUAUCAGGGUGUUGACGGACAAUGCAAUGCGAAUGCAGCAGUCAAACAUGCUGCUACCAUUACUGGGUACGAGGAUGUUCCUGCCAACAAUGAGAAGGCACUGCAGAAGGCUGUGGCCAAUCAACCGGUAUCUGUAGCCAUCGAUGCAAGCGGCUAUGACUUUCAACUUUACGAGAGUGGUGUGUUCACUGGGUCAUGUGGAACUGAAUUAGAUCACGGUGUCACAGCUGUUGGAUAUGGCGUUAGUGAUGAUGGAACUGAGUAUUGGCUUGUAAAGAACUCAUGGGGAACAGAGUGGGGUGAAGAAGGCUACAUUAGGAUGCAGAGAGGUGUGACUUCUCAGGAAGGACUAUGUGGCAUAGCUAUGCAAGCUUCUUACCCUACUGCAUAA